AUGAACCCCAGCGCCUCCAGCUACCCCAUGGCUUCGCUCUAUGUGGGGGACCUGCACCCCGACGUGACCGAGGCGAUGCUCUAUGAGAAGUUCAGCCCGGCCGGGCCCAUCCUCUCCAUCCGGGUCUGCAGGGACACGAUCACCCGCCGCUCCCUGGGCUACGCGUAUGUGAACUUCCAGCAGCCUGCGGACACCGAGCGUGCUUUGGACACCAUGAAUUUUGAUGUUAUAAAGGGCAAGCCAGUACGCAUCAUGUGGUCUCAACGCGAUCCAUCCCUUCGCAAAAGUGGAGUGGGCAACAUAUUCAUUAAAAAUUUGGACAAAUCCAUCGAUAAUAGAGCACUGUAUGACACAUUUUCUGCUUUCGGUAACAUCCUUUCAUGUAAGGUGGUUUGCGAUCAAAAUGGCUCCAAGGGUUAUGGAUUUGUACAUUUUGAGACACAGGAAGCAGCUGAAGGAGCUAUUGAAAAAAUGAAUGGGAUGCUUCUAAAUGAUCGCAAAGUAUUUGUUGGACGAUUUAAGUCUCGUAAGGAACGAGAAGCUGAACUUGGAGCUAGGGCAAAAGAGUUCACCAAUGUUUACAUCAAGAAUUUUGGAGAAGACAUGGAUGAUGAGCGCCUUAAGGAUCUCUUUGGCAAGUUUGGACCUGCCUUAAGUGUGAAAGUGAUGACGGAUGAAAGGGGAAAAUCCAAAGGUUUUGGAUUUGUAAGCUUCCAAAGGCACGAAGAUGCUCAGAAGGCUGUGGCUGAGAUGAAUGGAAAGGAGCUCAAUGGAAAAAAAAUUUGUGUUGGCCGAGCUCAGAAAAAAGUGGAACGGCAGACAGAGCUUAAGCGCAAAUUUGAACAGGUGAAGCAGGAUAGAGUCACCAGAUACCAGGGUGUUAACCUUUAUGUGAAAAAUCUUGAUGAUGGCAUUGAUGAUGAACGUCUUCGAAAAGAGUUUUCUCCGUUUGGUACAAUCACUAGCGCAAAGGUUAUGAUGGAGGGUGGUCGCAGCAAAGGGUUUGGUUUUGUCUGUUUCUCCUCCCCAGAAGAAGCCACUAAAGCAGUUACAGAAAUGAACGGUAAAAUUGUGGCCACCAAGCCACUGUAUGUAGCUUUAGCUCAGCGCAAAGAAGAGCGCCAGGCUCACCUGACCAACCAGUACAUGCAGAGAACGACAAAUGUGCGAGCCGUGCCCAACCCCGUUAUCAACACCUACCAGGCAGCAGCACCUCCUUCGGGGUACUUCAUGACAGCUAUCCCACAGACUCAGAACCGUGCUGCAUACCAUCCUCCUAGCCAAAUCGCUCAACUAAGACCAAGUGCGCGCUGGACUGCUCAGGGUGCCAGAGCUCAUGCAUUCCAAAAUAUGCCCAGUGCUAUCCGCCCAGCCGCUCCUAGACCGCCAUUUAGUACGAUGAGACCAGCUUCUUCCCAGGUCUCACGAGUCAUGUCCACGCAACGCGUUGCUAACACAUCAGCACAAACAAUGGGUCCACGUCCUGCAGCUGCGGCGGCCGCCGCCGCGACUCCUGCUGUCCGCACCGUUCCACAGUAUAAGUACGCCGCAGGCGUGCGCAACCCUCAGCAGCAUCUGAACGCACAGCCACAGGUGACCAUGCAGCAGCCUGCUGUUCAUGUACAAGGUCAGGAGCCUUUGACUGCUUCUAUGUUGGCAUCUGCCCCUCCUCAGGAGCAAAAGCAAAUGUUGGGUGAACGGCUCUUUCCUCUCAUUCAGGCCAUGCACCCUACUCUUGCUGGUAAAAUCACUGGCAUGUUGUUGGAGAUUGAUAUUUCAGAACUUCUUCAUAUGCUUGAGUCUCCGGAGUCUCUUUGUUCUAAAGUUGAUGAAGCUGUAGCCGUACUACAAGCCCACCAAGCUAAAGAGGCUGCCCAGAAAGUCGUGAACAGUGCCACCGGUGUUCCAACUAUUUAAAAUUGAUCAGGGACCACAGAAAGAAACCCGUGCUUCAUCGAAGAAAAAUAUCUAAACAUUGAAAAACUUAAAUAUUAUGA
Sorex araneus (European shrew) is the source of this 1997-nucleotide messenger RNA. RefSeq names its product polyadenylate-binding protein 1-like. Gene Ontology annotation, cellular component: ribonucleoprotein complex; cytosol; nucleus. The coding region runs from base 1 to 1917 and encodes 638 amino acids. The transcript has a single exon. Lineage: Eukaryota; Metazoa; Chordata; Mammalia; Eulipotyphla; Soricidae. Gene Ontology annotation, molecular function: poly(A) binding; poly(U) RNA binding; mRNA 3'-UTR binding. The record is from RefSeq and is a predicted model, not a curated record.